CACAACACGUCACCUACCAAUCCCCCGCACGCCACCCACCCCUCGCGGCUCUCUCUUACAAAAUCUGCCCCAAAAUCUCCGAAAACGAAUUUUUACAAUUCCUCACUGAAAGAACUGAGAAUCAUCGUCGGCGCCGGAGAUGGGAACGAGAACCGGUGACGGAACUAGAAGGUCAAAGGUCUUCGCUUUGGUAGCGAUUUUGCUAUUCAGUUUCGUGAACGACAUAUCGGCGUUGUCGGUAACAGUGAACGACGAGGAAUGCGUAUACGAGUACGUUCUCUAUGAAAAUGACACGAUUUCUGGAAACUUUGUCGUCGUCGAUCAUGACAUCUUCUGGAGCUCCGAUCAUCCAGGCAUCGAUUUCAUUGUGACAGCACCUGGAGAAAAUGUUGUACACACAAUGAAGGGAACAUCUGGGAAUAAAUUUGAGUUCAAGGCCCCUCGUAGUGGGAUGUACAAGUUCUGUUUUAAGAAUCCUUAUUCAACACCAGAAACUGUCUCUUUCUACAUACAUAUUGGACACAUUCCUAGUGAGCAUGACCUUGCCAAAGAUGAACAUUUGGACCCCAUUAAUGUCAAAAUUGCUGAACUAAGAGAGGCAUUGGAGUCAGUUACUUCAGAACAGAAGUACCUUAGAGCACGUGAUACCCGUCAUCGUCAUACUAACGAGAGCACACGGAAUCGUGUUAUAUUUUACACUAUUGGAGAGUAUCUGCUGCUUAUAUUAGCAAGUGGGCUUCAGGUUGUGUACAUUAGACGUCUGUUCAGCAAGUCAGUUGGCUAUAACCGGGUUUGACAAAUUCAGGAAGCAGCUAGUUUUUUUUUUCUUUUUUUUGCCUAUGUUAUACUGGAACUUAAAAGAGUUAUUUUGAUUAGCAGUUGAAAUUUAGAAAAAAAAAACAUAUCCUUCUGUAGCAUGUGAUUCUAAAUUAUUUGAAAAGGAUUUUCUCCAUUCUCAA
Molecule: messenger RNA, 959 nt
Organism: Solanum dulcamara
Lineage: Eukaryota; Viridiplantae; Streptophyta; Magnoliopsida; Solanales; Solanaceae
Product: transmembrane emp24 domain-containing protein p24beta3
Exons: 4
Coding region: 140-796 (218 amino acids)
Biological process (GO): Golgi organization; endoplasmic reticulum to Golgi vesicle-mediated transport; intracellular protein transport
Cellular component (GO): endoplasmic reticulum; endoplasmic reticulum-Golgi intermediate compartment; Golgi apparatus
Source: RefSeq, a predicted model, not a curated record